CUGUCUGCACAUUGUUCGUCGUAUAUCGAUUCUUCAGUGAUGUCCAGAAAGCGGGUGUACAAAGAAGAAUUCCUUGGCACUGGAUUUACGUGUCUCAUCGAUCAUGGUACCGAAAAACCUCAGUGUGUUGUAUGUGGGGAAGUGCUCAGCCACGAGUCGCUUAAAGAAAAUAAGCUUAAGCGCCAUCUCCAGGGAAAACACCCAGCUCUGGCAGGGAAAGAUCUUGAGUAUUUCAAGAGAAAAGAAGAACAACUGAAGCGUCAGCGGUUAGACAACCCUAGGCACACAGGAGUGUAUUCUGUUCAACAAGCCACACUUGCAUCAUAUCUCGUUGCAAAAAGAAUUGCAAAGUGUAUGCAGCCACACACAAUUGGGGAAAAAUUAGUAAAGCCAGCAGCCCUUGAUAUGGUGAGUACUAUCCUCGGAGAUGCUGCAGUGAAAAAAAUUCAAACUAUUCCACUGUCAGAUAACACAAUCAACCGACGAAUUCAAGAGAUGUCAGGAGACAUCAAAGAACAGGUAGUGGCUGCCAUCAAGGAGAGUGGGAAAUUCAGCUUGCAGUUGGAUGAGUCUACUGACGUCAGUGACGAUGCUCAGCUCUUGGUGUAUGUAAGAUACCAAGGGAAGAGUGACAUUGAAGAGAACUUCCUGUUCUGUAAACGACUGGAGACGACAACAACAGGUGAAGAUCUGUUCAAGCUGGUUGAUAACUUCAUCAAAGAAGAGGGACUUAAAUGGGAUCAGUGCUACAGUGUGUGCUCAGAUGGAGCACCUGCAAUGCUAGGGGCACGUCAGGGUUUCACUGCCAGAGUAAAACAAGUCAACCCCACAGUGAUAGUGACUCAUUGUCUGCUCCACCGGGAAAACCUUGCCUCUCGGAAAAUGUCACUUGAGCUUAACACUGUUAUAGAAGAUGUGAUUCAAAUAGUGAAUUUUGUUAAAUCAUCAGCCUUGAAUUCAAGGCUGUUUAGUCAGAUGUGCUCUGAUAUGGGAUCAGAAUAUGAACACCUGCUUUACUACUCUUCUGUCAGGUGGCUGUCCCGAGGGAAAGUGCUCCAGAGGCUGCUUGACAUGCGUGCAGAGGUUGAAAUCUUCUUACACGAGAAGAAACAUGCAUUGGCAGCAAGGCUUACAGAACCAAGGUGGUUGCUUAAACUGGCAUAUCUGACAGACAUAUUUUCGGAGUUGAAUUCGUUAAAUGUGUCUAUGCAAGGAAAAGAUGAAACUCUUAUCUCUGUGUCACAAAAGCUCAAGGCUUUUAAAGCAAAGCUGAGGUUGUGGAAGGGAAAGAUCGAACUGGGGAAAACUGCGUCCUUUCCACUUAUGAACCUUUUUCUGGAAGAUGAAGAAGACGCCUCACUUCUGGACGUACAAAGUGUCAUUUUGGGGCACCUUGAGAAAUUGAUUGAGGAGUUUGACAAGUAUAUUCCGGAUGGAGAGUUGCAUGAGAAGUACAAAUGGUUGUGCAGACCCUUCGAUGUCCAAGCCGAGGACCUUUCAGAAGAAGAGUCUUCUAUCCAAAAUCUGCAAGAGGAGCUCAUCGAGGUGCAACAUGAUAAAACUCUUCGUUUUAAUUUCGAACGACAAACACUAGGUGUGUUCUGGACUGCUGUGAAGAAAGAGAAACCAGUCCUUGGAUGCGAGGCUGUGAAAAUGUUGUUGCCUUUCGCUACAACCUAUUUAUGUGAAUCGGGAUUUGCAGCUCUGACUGCCAUCAAAACAAGAUAUAGAAAUCGACUGCAACCCGAACAUGAUUUGAGGGUAGCACUUUCCAAGACUGAACCACGAAUAGAGAAACUUAGCAACAUGAUCCAGGCCCAAGGCUCCCAUUGAAAUUCAU
This is a messenger RNA of Eriocheir sinensis (Chinese mitten crab), 1840 nucleotides long. Its product is annotated as SCAN domain-containing protein 3-like. The coding region runs from base 40 to 1833 and encodes 597 amino acids. The record is from RefSeq and is a predicted model, not a curated record. Lineage: Eukaryota; Metazoa; Arthropoda; Malacostraca; Decapoda; Varunidae. The transcript is spliced from 2 exons.